Messenger RNA from Cyclocybe aegerita, 1905 nucleotides. The record is from the annotation of a GenBank genome assembly. Lineage: Eukaryota; Fungi; Basidiomycota; Agaricomycetes; Agaricales; Hemipholiotaceae.
AUGUCAGACUCCGAUUAUACUACGGGUUCCUACCGAAUGGAACUACUGAAGGCCCAUAGUUGGAUGCCGUGGAAGCGCCGAAUGCUUGAAAUGCUUAUAGACCUCGGACUGGACAAAUAUAUUGCAAAGGAUGCAAAAGAGCCAGAAUCAGCCAAUCAGAGCGCGCCGACAACAGCAGAACUCGACGCACAGAAGAAAUGGCGAGAGGGAGAUACCAAGGCACGGCUAAGAAUAGAAUUAGCCGUGAGUGAUGCCGAGAUGGUCCACAUACUCGGCGCGACGACAGCGAGCGAAAUGUGGGAUCAACUUACCACGGUCAAGGAAUCCAAAGGCCGACUCGGAGUGUUGGCUGCUAGGCACGCGUUGUACAGGGCAACAGCGGAAGAAGGAUUCGAUAUGGCCAAGCAUAUUGCCAAGUUGAGGCAAAUGCAGGAGGAAUUACACGUCAUGGGAAAUAAAAUUCCCGAUGAAGACUUCCUCAUGAUCUUGAUCACAUCGCUCCCGGAAUCUUGGGAUAAUUACACAUCGUCCUUCCUGGGAUCAAGCGGAAAUAAACCGGAUCUCAAGUCCCAAGAAGUCGUGGGAAUUUUAAUUGAAGAAGCUCGAAGAAGGAAGGAACGAGGUGACUCAGGUGGUGUGGCACUGCAUGCCAAGGGAAAUGGCAAGGGCAAGGCUAGCCUGAAUACAGAGUGCUUUAAUUGUCACAAGAAGGGACACCUAGCAAAGGAUUGCUGGGCGAAAGGGGGAGGACGCGAGGGACAGGGACCGAAAGGCCGGAAAGGGCCGAAUCGGGCCGGACGUACACACCAAGCAGCCGAGGAUGCCAAUAAUUCAUUGAACGACACAUUGUAUAUGGCAAAUUCUACAUAUACAUUCUCAAAAUAUGAUUGGCUCCUUGAUUCCUGCACUACGUCGCAUAUUUUCCCUGUCCGUGAAGCAUUCUCAGACUAUCGACCCCUUACGGAUUCACCUAUCCAAGGUGUCAGCUCGAGUCCAGCCCAAGCCAAGGGCCGUGGAACCAUAAUUGUUAAUUUUGCCGUAGAAGGCAAAAAUGUCCGACAUCAAUUACGUGAUGUUCUACAUGUGCCAGAAGCACUGAACGGACUUAUUUCAGUCAGCCGACUUGACGAAACAGGUGGAUACCCUAUUUUUAGGAAAGGCAAGGUCAUCCUGAAGAAUAAGGAUGACACAACAAUUGGCACGGGACAUACAGCAAAUAGGCUGUACUUAAUGAAUGCACGGGCAGAGUUACCCGGCAUGGAGAAGGCAAAUCUAGCAACGCCAACAAAACUCACCUGGGAUCAAUGGCACCGAAGAUUUGGGCACAUCGCGAUCUCAUCAUUGCAAAAAUUAGAACAAGAAGCACUGGUCAACGGCAUGUCCGUGGACCAGAGUUCAAUCCCAUCACCAUUGUGUGAAGCUUGUAUCCAAGCCAAACAAGCUCACCAGGCUUUUCCCCAGGAGGCCGCACAUCGCUCCAAGACCCCUGGAGAGCGGGUAAUGUCAGAUGUGUGGGGACCUGCAGGAGUAAAGUCAAUAGGGGGAUUCAAAUAUUAUAUCUCGUUCAUGGACAACACGACCUGGCAUAGUCAUGUUCUAUUUUUAAAGGACAAGACAGAAGCCUUCUCGCACAUCAAAGAGCAUUGCAUGAAGGUAGAGCGCCAAUUUGGGCGCUAUCCCCAGUGGAUGCGAUUUGACAACGGGCGUGAAUUUGUGAAUUCAUGUGUGAAGGAUUGGGCGGCAGAGCACGGGAUAGAACUGGAACCCAUGGCACCCUACUCCUCAGCCCAAAACGGAGUUGCGGAAAGAUUUAACCACACCAUGUUGGAAUUAGCAUGUGCGAUGCUAAUUGCCAAAAAUAUGCCUUUAUUUCUGUGGGACGAUGAUGUGCCUACGGUGGGGUGA